AUGACCUAUGCUGAUUUUGGCGGACCGUGUCGGUCGAAAUGGAAGGAUUUGAAGCAUAAGGUGUUGGGUUUUUGUGGUAUCUACAAUGUUGAGAAAAGUAAGAUGUUGAGUGGCCAAAAUGACGAGGAUGUGUUUAAGGCGGUCGUGUCAUUGUAUAUGCGGAAAUACAAUAACAAGUCCGGGUUUCCGCAUGUAGAGGCGUGGCAAGUUUUGAGGAAUGGGCCGAAAUGGUCGAAGAUUCUUACUUUGGAAGGGAUUUGUGAGGAGUCGGGUAGCAAAAGGGCAAGAACAGAAGGGUCAAAUGUCAAUGUACAUUCAUCCGAGGAGGCAUCGGUCCAUAUUGACUUGAAUGAGGACCAGUUGGAGCAAGAAGAGGAGGUGGGAACGACAUGGAUGCACCAGUACAUGCUGCUAGACCCGUGCCGCUCCGCCGUAAAUCUAAAGAUGGUCGCGGAGUUGAAAUGCGACAAUGAGGAUAAAAAACGAGCUUGGGAUGAGAAGAUGCAGAUGCAAAAGGCGAUGAUGGAUAGCUAUAUGGAGGCGGAGGAGGCUAGGAAGAAACGGGAGGAGGAGAUGACACGGAUGGUCCAAAGUCAGCAGCGACAGAAUGAUAUGGACUUCGUGAUCAGGCCACACGAUCACCUCAGCGGACCGAUGUUGGAGAUGGUUUUGGCGCAGAAACGCGCCCUUUGUGAGCAGUACGGAUGA
Messenger RNA from Erigeron canadensis, 708 nucleotides. RefSeq lists its product as uncharacterized. NCBI's taxonomy places the organism in Eukaryota, Viridiplantae, Streptophyta, Magnoliopsida, Asterales, Asteraceae. The transcript is spliced from 2 exons. The record is from RefSeq and is a predicted model, not a curated record. The coding region runs from base 1 to 708 and encodes 235 amino acids.